UUUGUUUUCCUUUUACAAAACAAGAAAAUCUUCUUUUUUUUCUCCUCUCUUCUCUAAUUUUUUUUUGUUAAUUCUUAUGAGUCAAGCUCGAGUCACAGUGGUUUAAGACGCAAUGUUGUGCACUCUCCAACAAAGAUGAACACUGCCGCCGCAAUUAAAGCAGCGAUUUGCAGACCGCAAAGCUAUUGUUCUCUCCUGAAAACUGCGUUUUUUCAUUCUACUCCUGUCUUAGAACGCAAACGCCGUUCCUCUUCUUCUUCGGACGGUCUCUUCACUACAUGUAAAUCAAAUGCUCAGAAGAAGAAGAGAAGCAAGAAAUUUUUGAGGGAACAUCAAGAAGCAGUGCGUCGUGCUGUUGAAGAACUUAAACAAGAAAGAGAAGAGGCCGCUAAAAAAGCCAAAGAAGCUAAAGAAAAAGAGAAAACCAAACGACCCCUCAACUCUUGGAGAUCGAAAUAUAACUUCUAUGAAGGAGGAGAAGAAAAAGAUGAGAAAGAAGAAGAAAACAAAGAAGAUGGCUAUGGUUCAAGAAAAUCCAGAGGCUCAGUGUUUGAGUCAAUUGAAUACCAAGCCUCUCAUAGACAAACACUUGGUCUGAGUCCUUGGGGUCCCUUAAAACUCGAAGAUGUCAAAAAAGCAUAUCGAACUUGUGCAUUACAAUGGCAUCCAGAUCGUCAUGAGGAAUUUAACAAGGAGGCAGCUGAAGAAAAGUUCAAGCUCUGCACUGUUGCUUAUCAAUCUUUAAUCGAGAAGUUAGCAGUCAAAUAAGAUUUUUGUGUAACGCAAGAGAG
Arabidopsis thaliana (thale cress) is the source of this 791-nucleotide messenger RNA. RefSeq names its product DnaJ domain protein. Bases 136 to 768 code for a protein of 210 amino acids. The record is from RefSeq and is marked reviewed. The transcript is spliced from 6 exons. NCBI's taxonomy places the organism in Eukaryota, Viridiplantae, Streptophyta, Magnoliopsida, Brassicales, Brassicaceae.